GUGUCCCUGCCGGGCGGGCCAAUGGGUGCCCGGCUUUCGGAAAGAUCGCCAUAUAUGGACAUGUUCUGGGGCCGCGCGCGCCGCCGGGCCGCGCGGGCGCGCCGCUUCCGCUUAAAUAACGGCGGGGGAGGCCGCGGUCGGUCUCAGUCGCCGCUGCCAGCUCUCACGCUUUGUUCUCCCGCCGCUCCGCUGUCGCAUUUCUCUGCCGGUCGCAAUGGAAGAAGAGAUCGCCGCGCUGGUCAUUGACAAUGGCUCCGGCAUGUGCAAAGCUGGUUUUGCUGGGGACGACGCUCCCCGAGCCGUGUUUCCUUCCAUCGUCGGGCGCCCCAGACACCAGGGCGUGAUGGUGGGCAUGGGCCAGAAGGACUCCUACGUGGGCGACGAGGCCCAGAGCAAGCGUGGCAUCCUGACCCUGAAGUACCCCAUUGAGCAUGGCAUCGUCACCAACUGGGACGACAUGGAGAAGAUCUGGCACCACACCUUCUACAACGAGCUGCGCGUGGCCCCGGAGGAGCACCCAGUGCUGCUGACCGAGGCCCCCCUGAACCCCAAGGCCAACAGAGAGAAGAUGACUCAGAUUAUGUUUGAGACCUUCAACACCCCGGCCAUGUACGUGGCCAUCCAGGCCGUGCUGUCCCUCUACGCCUCUGGGCGCACCACUGGCAUUGUCAUGGACUCUGGAGACGGGGUCACCCACACGGUGCCCAUCUACGAGGGCUACGCCCUCCCCCACGCCAUCCUGCGUCUGGACCUGGCUGGCCGGGACCUGACCGACUACCUCAUGAAGAUCCUCACCGAGCGAGGCUACAGCUUCACCACCACGGCCGAGCGGGAAAUCGUGCGCGACAUCAAGGAGAAGCUGUGCUACGUCGCCCUGGACUUCGAGCAGGAGAUGGCCACCGCCGCAUCUUCCUCUUCUCUGGAGAAGAGCUACGAGCUGCCUGAUGGCCAGGUCAUCACCAUCGGCAAUGAGCGGUUCCGGUGUCCGGAGGCGCUGUUCCAGCCUUCCUUCCUGGGCAUGGAAUCUUGCGGCAUCCACGAGACCACCUUCAACUCCAUCAUGAAGUGUGACGUGGACAUCCGCAAAGACCUGUAUGCCAACACGGUGCUGUCGGGCGGCACCACCAUGUACCCAGGCAUCGCCGACAGGAUGCAGAAGGAGAUCACCGCCCUGGCGCCCAGCACCAUGAAGAUCAAGAUCAUCGCACCCCCAGAGCGCAAGUACUCGGUGUGGAUCGGCGGCUCCAUCCUGGCCUCGCUGUCCACCUUCCAGCAGAUGUGGAUUAGCAAGCAGGAGUACGACGAGUCGGGCCCCUCCAUCGUCCACCGCAAAUGCUUCUAAACGGACUCAGCAGAUGCGUAGCAUUUGCUGCAUGGGUUAAUUGAAAAUAGAAAUUUGCCCCUGGCAAAUGCACACACCUCAUGCUAGCCUCACGAAACUGGAAUAAGCCUUCGAAAAGAAAUUGUCCUUGAAGCUCGUAUCUGAUAUCAGCACUGGAUUGUAGAACUUGUUGCUGAUUUUGACCUUGUAUUCAAGUUAACUGUUCCCCUUGGUAUUUGUUUAAUACCCUGUACAUAUCUUUGAGUUCAACCUUUAGUACGUGUGGCUUGGUCACUUCGUGGCUGAGGUAAGAACGUGCUUGUGGAAGACAAGUCUGUGGCUUGGUGAGUCUGUGUGGCCAGCAGCCUCUGAUCUGUGCAGGGUAUUAACGUGUCAGGGCUGAGUGUUCUGGGAUUUCUCUAGAGGCUGGCAAGAACCAGUUGUUCGUCUUGUGGGUCUGUCAGGGUUGGAAAGUCCAAGCCGUAGGACCCAGUUUCCUUUCUUAGCUGGUCUUUGGCCAGAACACCGUGGGCUGUUACUUGCCUUGAGUUGGAAGCGGUUUGCAUUUACACCUGUAAAUGUAUUCGUUCUUAAUUUAUGUAAGGUUUUUUUUGUACGCAAUUCUCGAUUCUUUAAAGAGAUGACAACAAAUUUUGGUUUUCUACUGUUAUGUGAGAACAUUAGGCCCCAGCAACACGUCAUUGUGUAAGGAAAAAUAAAAGUGCUGCCGUAACCGA
Pan troglodytes (chimpanzee) is the source of this 2058-nucleotide messenger RNA. It is a transcript of the gene ACTG1, whose product is annotated as actin gamma 1. The record is from RefSeq and is a predicted model, not a curated record. The coding region runs from base 215 to 1342 and encodes 375 amino acids. NCBI's taxonomy places the organism in Eukaryota, Metazoa, Chordata, Mammalia, Primates, Hominidae. The transcript is spliced from 6 exons.